GUUAAAAUUGAAUUCAGUCUUGAAGUACGGUGACUCUCAAGUUCCCUGCACGUAAAAACUACAUACAUAUUUUAAAAUAUUGCUUAAUACGAGAUGGACGCGAUGGAAGUGGAUCCCGAUAUUCCUGUAGAAUCAAUUGCAUCUUGGUUUGAUUAUCUCACGUUGGAAACUUUCCUUGGCUCCGGGUCGUUCGGUUACGUUUUCAAGGCGGUCAGUGGACAGGUUAACCUUUCCGCUGUCAAAGUCAUAUUUAUGGACGUAAACAAUCAAAUGCAAGAAUCCGAGACGCAUCAACAGGACGAAGCCGAUAGGCGUCGUCUCUCCCGAGAAUAUAGGCUAAUGAAGGGGAAGAAACACGAAAAUUUAGUUGAAAUAUUGAAAUCAACCGACACACCUUUCACUGUGGAGGAUGUUGACGUCUUGCAAAAGAUACCAUGCCUCCAAAACAAUUACGACGUUCUUGAUGACCUACACACCUAUUUUCGUCGGGCACAACGUAGAACACAAAUUCCAACGCUCUGCAUUCAAAUGGAGUUAUGCGGUAAUACGUUGCGACAAUGGUUGAACAUUCAUGAUGAGAGUGACGAUCCAAAAUUGCAUUCGGUUCGAAAUCAAAUUGUGAAGGACAUGUAUGAAGGGCUUAAAUAUCUGCAUAGCUAUAAAAUCAUGCAUCGAGACUUUCGCCCGGAAAAUAUUAUGUUUUCCUUUUCGCUAAUGGGUGAAGAUUUUGCAUUUCCGGUUAAAGUGGGAGAUUUUGGCCAAUGUCGACAGAUCCAUAGCGAGCAAACUAAGACCAAGACACUAACCCCGGAAGUAGGAAAUGUCAUAUAUCGUGCACCUGAAGCUAAUUUUGUGAAUUACGGUAUCUCCGCAGAUUUGUACUCUUUUGGCUUAGUGUCGUGGGAGGUUCUACAAAUAAUCAAGCAGAAUGACACAAGGUCAAUGUUCCACAGGCUGGUUCAUGAUUCAAGAACUAAUCUUGUUAAGCGUUCAUAUUGGUGGUUUAGAAAAUGGGAACAUUUGAUUAUUAGGCUAACUAAAAGACGUCUACAAGACAGAAUUAAGGGACAUGAUGAAUUUUUUCAAGCAAUACGGCCAGAUAUGCUUGUAUCUGGACAAAUAUUCUGAUUCAUGCACAAUUACAAAUGCUAUUUUACACAAUGCACUCAUCAAAGGAACCAAACAUACUUUGAAGGACAUUAGGUGCAAUUAUUCCAUGGAGAUUGACGGCGAAAAUCAUUUUACAGAAAAUUUAGAUGCCAGUCAUCUUACUGAAAAUUGGAAAUAAACAGAAUAGCAGUAGAGUAAGUACACACUGACAUAUAACAAAAUACUACGGUAUGAAUAAUAAUGAACCCAAACAUUUAACGCGCAAAGAACGCACGUAAAUGUAUUUUACUUGCAUUCACACAUAUUUAUUUAAAUUCGUGAAUACACUACAGUUAAAAACGUGAUGUAGGUUAUGUCAAACAUUUGUCAAUAUUUCCACAUACAAUUGUACAUGCAUACAUAGGUAUGUAGUAGGCAGAUAUGUAUAUAUCUACAUGCAUGUUUGUGGAGCAUAAUAAAAUAAGUAAAUCAGAUUUGUUGUAUUAUUUAACCCGUUAUUUAUAGCAUGUGUCAGAAGUAAAUUAACACUUUUAAAAAUCAUCUAGUAUUAAGAUUACUUGGAACAAACUAAAAUGCUAAAUUUAUCCUGACUCCGUAAUGUUUCUAACAGUUAGUGACGCUACUCAAUACUUAUAGGGUUCAUUCGUAUCCGAUUUAGCAUAUUAUUUUAGGGACAUCAGAGAUUCGGUCUUUUCCCACUUUUCCCGCCACAGUUUUCUCAAUUGUAUUCAAAUUAGUUUGAAAGAUUGCAAAUUUUUUGCCUCCUGACCUCGGAUGGAGUAUGAUUGUUUGCGGGCAGACCGAAACUUUCCAAUCCCACGAGGUUGGGAGAAAUUUGGUGGCUUUUUAUUUUGAGAGCAUAUUUAUCGUUUUUCUCUUCCAAGUACAUGGUCACAAUUUUGGUUUAAUGCCGCGUUGAUAAGUCCGGCAAGAAUUAGGCCCCUCAUGUUUUUGGAUGCUUAUUGGUUAAGUGUAAUACAGUAUUUUUUAGAAACUCCUGUAAGCACACGUUGUGGUCAGAGACCCCCCUGAUUUGUGGGGUUCCAAAAUAUUCCCAAACUCAUUCUUGGCUAGAAAAAUGAAGCAUUUUUGGGAGAUUUUGUUAUUUUAUUUAAUUUAUGUCCACGAUCCACUUCAUUAUGAUCUAUUGCUUGAAAAAAUUGUCUCCCGGAAAACAGUUUUUGUUCAUUUUCCAUUAUCUUUAGAAUAUUUAGGAAAUUUCUUCUUUGUGUGAGCAGUGAAGCCUAGUUCAUGGGCUUCAACACGGAAAACAGUAGAAGGAUCUACUUCCAACUAUCGGCCAGAAUUUCAUACGGAUAUGGCAAAAUGCAUGUUAAAAGCAAUGAAAAGGCAGCAUACCUGUUUGGGGGAAGAUUUCAUGGGGGUGUGGCCUUUAAUGUGUUUCAAUCUUGCUUCAGUUUCCUCCUCAUACCUUCCAAUACUGCGGUAGAUUGUGAAUUUAGAGGUCCUUCUAGCAGUAAAAUUGUCCUGCAAUUUUUUCUUAUUUCUGUCAGCCUCAUUUUUGUGGCAGUGAAAAACUCGUUUGUCCAGACUUUCACCUGCAUCUCUAUUAUCGGAUUCAGCUGGUGAGGUAGAUUUUUUUUUCAAACAGGUAGAAAUAACAAUUUAAUUUUGCAAAUAUACAUAU
Folsomia candida is the source of this 2758-nucleotide messenger RNA. RefSeq names its product interferon-induced, double-stranded RNA-activated protein kinase. Gene Ontology annotation, biological process: protein phosphorylation. Lineage: Eukaryota; Metazoa; Arthropoda; Collembola; Entomobryomorpha; Isotomidae. The transcript has 2 exons. Gene Ontology annotation, molecular function: protein kinase activity; ATP binding. The record is from RefSeq and is a predicted model, not a curated record. Bases 94 to 1128 code for a protein of 344 amino acids.